UUUACUUAAUAUUGGUCUAUCUGAUAUAAGCACAACACAAUUGCUAUUAUUAAGAAAAAUAAAACCUAAAUAUGAAAUAAAAGAGCUACUUUCUGAAUUUCUUCAACAUGAUAAAGAUUCUGAAAGUGAAGAUUCAAAAGAUAAAAGUUCAGAAAGUGAAAGUUCAAAAAGCAAUGAUUUAGAAAAUAAUAGUUCAGAAAAUGAUAGUUCAAAAAAUAAUAGUUCAGAAAAUAAUAGUUCAAAAAAUGAUAGUUCAGAAAAUGAUAGUUCAAAAGAUAAAACUAGUAGUAUAACAA
Molecule: messenger RNA, 296 nt
Organism: Scutellospora calospora
Lineage: Eukaryota; Fungi; Glomeromycota; Glomeromycetes; Diversisporales; Gigasporaceae
Source: the annotation of a GenBank genome assembly